GUUCCUUGCCGCCACCCUCAUCCUGUCUGCGCACACUUUCUACGCUACCUGCUCUUCGUGACACGCAAAUAUGUUCAGGACAAUCGCUGCAAAGGUACCACUCCGCCGCUGUCUACACACAGCGCCACGUUCAACGGCAGCCUCACGUCCUAGCCGCGCCGGUGCCGUUGUCGCAGGGUCGGCGGUGGUCGCGACAUAUCUUGCUUGGAGAACAUUGCAAGGGGAUAAGAUUGCGCUGGACUCAGUGGCUACUUCUUCGAAACAUGCCUCCGCAGGAGCUAAGGUUGCAGAUGCACCCGACGCCGUGGCAGGCGCACGUCAGGCAGACCCAGAGGAAGCCUCGCUAGAAGAGUCUCUGACUGACCCAACGGACAUGCGCGAGCACGCCGAAGAAGAGUCCGAGAGCGGCGGCGGCGCGUACAACCCCGUUACUGGAGAAAUCAACUGGGACUGUCCUUGUCUCGGUGGAAUGGCACACGGCCCUUGCGGUUUGCAGUUCCGCGAGGCUUUCUCGUGCUUCGUCUUCUCCGAGAAGGAGCCCAAGGGUAUCGACUGUGUGGAAAAAUUCAAGGCUAUGCAGGACUGCUUCAGGGAGCAUCCGGAGCACUACGGUGAAGACAUCAUGAAUGACGAUGACGAGGAGGAGGAUGUCGCACCUCCUGCUGGCGACUCCCCCGUCGGUGGCCACACCUCCGAGGCGACCGCUCAGACACUGUCCGAGUCUCAGGCGGAGCAGCCCGCGUCGAAGCCGUCAGCGUCUGCUGCAUAGUUUUAACCCUCAAAAGUACUAGACACGCUCACGCUAUGUUUAUUGUAAUCUGUGGCAUCCCCGCUCUGCUCGCAUCAUCUCGUCAUGCCUGGUUCGACGUGCCAUCUAGAGCGUCAGACUGCUGAAGCUUUCCGUACAUGUGCGUUCGAGCAAUGUGCUGUCGGCGACUGCACGCUACUAUACAUCACCACCAAAGCAUAUUUUGUCGGCGAAUCGAGGGUUGCGUAACAAGUAAGGCGUGUUGUAGCAAGUCACGCAGUUC
Fomitopsis serialis is the source of this 1031-nucleotide messenger RNA. RefSeq lists its product as uncharacterized. Gene Ontology annotation, biological process: protein import into mitochondrial intermembrane space. Lineage: Eukaryota; Fungi; Basidiomycota; Agaricomycetes; Polyporales; Fomitopsidaceae. Gene Ontology annotation, molecular function: protein-disulfide reductase activity. The record is from RefSeq and is a predicted model, not a curated record. Gene Ontology annotation, cellular component: mitochondrial intermembrane space. The coding region runs from base 71 to 769 and encodes 232 amino acids. The transcript has 3 exons.